Molecule: messenger RNA, 687 nt
Organism: Cordyceps fumosorosea ARSEF 2679
Lineage: Eukaryota; Fungi; Ascomycota; Sordariomycetes; Hypocreales; Cordycipitaceae
Exons: 3
Coding region: 1-687 (228 amino acids)
Source: RefSeq, a predicted model, not a curated record
AUGGCUGCCCAGGCACCCGUCACCACCAUCGUCCCCUUCGGCGACCGCAACAAACUGCCCCAGUGCGCCGUCUCCUGCAAGGCCCUCUACGACGCCAACGCCAACUGCGUCCCGCCCAUCAUCCCCUCGGGUCCUGUCUCCAACUACGAGGCCUGUUUCUGCAUUAAUAAAAAUGUCGCCGCCCUCUCUACUGCUACCGACGCCGUCUGCAACGACGUCUGCUCCGCCGAACAGGGCGGCCAGGCCUCGGUCGCCUCCUGGUUUGGAAGCCUCUGUCACGCCUCGCCCACUGUCGGCACUGCAGGUACCACCUCCACCUCAGGAGCAGCCACGGGAAACAAGAGCUCAAGCAAUAAUAACAAGAGCGGUGACUGGAUCUCGAACCACUGGCAAUGGGUCAUCAUGCUCGUCGUCCUUAUCGUCGUCAUCGCCGGUGUCUGGAUCGGUGCCUGCAUCUGGCGCCGGCGCUACCUCCGCCGCAAGGACCGUCAGACCUCGCUCGGCCAGAAACAGUCCGGCUCCGCCUCCCGGCCCUCCUGGGGGCCCAACGCCGGCACUGGAGGCAUUCCCGCCUCCGACUCUGCUUCUCCCAUGAACUACUCCGGCAGCGCCGAGGCCGCCUACCCCAAGUUCGAGUCGACCGAGAAGCCUAAGAAGAAGAAGUGGACCGUCACCUCAAGGACGUGA